UAUCUGUACAAUGACCUAAAGAGGUUAUUAGGAAUUAAAAGCUUUAGCUAAACUUAAUGAUUCACAGAAAAAUUUAAGGACAAGAUUACGAUUUAUUUGCGAAAACAUCAAGCUUAUUCUUCCAACGCUCUGAUACGCUGUCUUCAGUAUGUCUGCAAUGGAAGAAAUAAUCCCACAACUAGUGCCUACGCGUCUUCGUUCCAAUUCUGCGUUUCGAGCCGAUUCGGUUAGUAACAUCAAUGAUUUUGUCACGAAAAGUCUUGUGUGAAAAUAGCUUGAGAUGCUAAGUCUUCCAAUUUUAUUCCUCCAGAAAGAUUCCAAAGAUGUGGUAUCGUAAAAUUAUAUUCUUUAUCUUUGUGGAUUCAGUGCUGAGUUACGGUCAUAUUUACUCGUGUGACGAAUGGAUAGCAACCUUGAACAAUGAGACCAAUAUCCAAGAUACAUGUUCGCAGUACGGAAGAUCAGUUUACUGCACAGGAACUCUGGAUGGGAUUCAUGAUCACAAGCUCAAGAUGGCAGAGAAAUUGUGGAUCUGUCGCUUUCCCAAUAAAACCUUUGAUCCCUACGUAAUCCUCAAACAUUUCACUCAUCUCAGGAUGUUGAGGAUCAACUACAGCAAUUUUACCCACUUAAGCAAUGAUUUUCCCGAAUUGAAACACCUGGAAGUUAUUAAUAUAACAAACACGGCAAUGGCUUAUACAAGACCAACGCUUUUUCGUAAACUUCCGUCGCUAAGAUAUUUGGACUUGAGAGGAAAUUGCUUGGAUCACAUGGAAGGUCCAUUGAUUCUAAACAGUGGCUUCAAAAAAAUGUAUCUCUCAGGAAAUAAAUGGAAUUGCACGCGAAAUAUGAAAUGGUUGCUAACUUAUGAUGAGAAUGAUCGUGGAAAGAGGGUUGCUGAUAAGGAACAAAUGCGCUGUGUGGAUUACAAAUACUCCGGAAGACCCCUUUUGGCUGUGAUGGACUUUAAAAUGCAACUGCGAAAGCAAUGUGGUCAUCCUGAUAUCAAGAAUUGCUCCUGUACUCUGCAUUACAUUAGACCAAGCGAGGAUGGAGAGUACUUGAUACCCAUGGUCACAGUUAAUUGUAGUAAUCGCGAUUUCCUGGAUUUGCCAGAGUUUCUUCCCAAAAAUACUACAAUUCUCCAUAUAAGUCACAACCAGAUAUCCAGUAUCGAAGUUCUGAGGAAAAAUCCAAUUUAUUUGGAGGUUCAUGAUGUCUAUCUGGAUUACAAUCAAAUUGAAUCAAUUGAAUUUCUCGAGGCUUCGCGAUGGUUAAAUAAUUUCCGGGUAUUUAGUCUGAAGGGCAACAAACUCACCAAGUUCUCCAGUCACAUCCUGGACAAUGCAUUGGAGAAGAAUCACCAUGCCAUUAAAUUGUACAUGAGUGAAAAUCCUUGGAGGUGCGACUGUAUCUUCACGCCGCAUUUCCAAGAACUCCUCAUGAAAUAUCACUCAAUCGUAAAAGACUUCACCAGCAUCACGUGCAAGUACAUUGAAGGAGAUAGCAACUUCAGAACGUCAGUUAUUUCACUGAAUCGAGGCGAUGUCUGCAAACUUCCAUCGGAAUACAAAAUCCAGCCCAUUGAACUUCUCAAUGGCAUUCUCGGGAGUCUUAUCAUAUUUAUUCUCGGGAAACUUGCGUACGAUUACUAUCACUACAAAAGAUACGGAAGAGUCCCUUGGAUAGUCACUAAAUUACCUUAAAUUAAUUAGGUUCUGCUUUUGCAAAGUCGGAAAGUCCAAAAAAAAAAACAAGUAUAUUACAAUAAAUGUAAUUUUAUUUUAAUCUCAUAAUUUAAUAAAUUUUUAAAUGUUUUACCAUAA
This is a messenger RNA of Phlebotomus papatasi, 1826 nucleotides long. RefSeq names its product protein singed wings 2 (gene swi2). The transcript is spliced from 5 exons. Lineage: Eukaryota; Metazoa; Arthropoda; Insecta; Diptera; Psychodidae. The record is from RefSeq and is a predicted model, not a curated record. Gene Ontology annotation, molecular function: protein binding. The coding region runs from base 324 to 1706 and encodes 460 amino acids.